Molecule: messenger RNA, 2995 nt
Organism: Panicum hallii
Lineage: Eukaryota; Viridiplantae; Streptophyta; Magnoliopsida; Poales; Poaceae
Product: receptor-like serine/threonine-protein kinase ALE2
Exons: 8
Coding region: 347-2551 (734 amino acids)
Biological process (GO): protein phosphorylation
Molecular function (GO): ATP binding; protein kinase activity
Source: RefSeq, a predicted model, not a curated record
GCUUCCUGAAUCGCUCGCUGGAUUUUUCGAAACGAAACCAAGACCUCCCUCUCCACAGCAGGAGAUUAGCGGGAUUAGCUGCUCAUUAACUCCACUCCAACUCCAAAUCGGCAGUACUGGUAGUAAUCGGCGUCCAUCCACAGCAGCCACUGCCAGCAAAACCACCAAACCCAGCGGGAGAGCAGCCACCGCAAUUUAAUGCCUCCCCCCCACACCCCGUCUCUCGUCUCUGUGUAGAGAGCUCGCCUCGCUCGCUGCCAAUCUCGCUGCCGCUCCCCACCGAUCCGGCGCUGCCAGGAGCUUCCAGAUCCGCCGCCCGGGCAAUGCUGUAGCGCCGCGGGCCGGGAUGGGUGGCGUCGGCGCCGGAUUGCUGCUCCUGCUCGUCCUCCUUCUCCGCGCGGCCUCCGCUCUCCAUGAAACUAUAUUGCCUAGUCCAGCACCGGCUCCAUCAAAAUCCCCUGAAGCGAGAUUGUUUGGACCUCGCAUUUCCCCUUCAUUUCCACCAAGGGCACCGUCACCUGAAUCUCCUGGCAUUGCCGUGCGCCAUCAUCCGCACAAGCAUCAGCACCACAGAGAAUCAAAUCAGGGCCCUUCACCAUCCUCAUCACCUCCACCAGAAGCAGGUUGUUCUAGCUAUACUUGCAACGAGCCACUGACUGCAACACCAAUUGGUUCCCCUUGUGGUUGUGUCGAGCCUAUUAGUGUUAUCAUUGAUCUGGAUGUAGCUCCAUAUCUACUGUUCAUGCGCAUAGCAGAGUUGGAAGUUGAAGUUGCGGCUGGGACUUUUCUUAAACAAAGCCAGGUGAAGAUCAUGGCUGCAGUUGCAAGUAUCCAGGAUGACCAGAAGACACGGGUGACCAUCUAUUUGGUGCCAUUAAGAGAACACUUUGAUACUUAUACGGCAUCCCUAAUAUCUGAUAGGUUCAGGGAUAAAAAGGUUCAGAUAAAUUCAUCUAUUUUUGGAGAUUAUAAAGUUAUCAAUAUAAGCUAUCAUGGAUUGCAAUCCGUGUCACCAUCUCUGCCUGGGGAAUUGGAUCCAGGAACUGAAGAUCCUAUAACGGCGGCAGUGCCCAAUCAGAAGAAAAAGCACAAGAAAUCAGAUAUUUGGAUCAUUGUGAUAGGUUCAGCGUCUUCUCUUGGACUUCUGUUGACAUGUGCUGUUAUCCUGAUUUUAAUAGUAAAAUGGAAGAAACUUGGACGGCUUCAUGAGGCAAUGAGCCCUGCAACUACCACAGCAGCUAACAGAAGAUAUGGCGCCAGAUCAACUUUGUCAACCAGCAUGGUGAGCUCUGUGUCAGCAUCAAUGCUUUCAACAGUGGCUACUUGCACAUUGUCUGUAAAGACAUUUUCACUAGCCCAGCUACAGAAGGCCACAGAUGGUUUUGAUUCAAAAAGAGUUUUGGGUCAAGGGGGCUUUGGACGUGUCUACCAUGGGAUGAUGGAGGAUGGAAACGAAAUUGCUGUUAAAUUGCUUACAAGGGAGGACAGGAGUGGUGAUCGUGAGUUCAUUGCAGAGGUGGAAAUGCUCAGUCGACUACACCACCGUAAUCUUGUCAAACUGAUUGGUAUUUGCAUUGAGCAGAACAAAAGGUGUCUUGUGUAUGAGCUCAUACGCAAUGGAAGUGUGGAAUCCCAUCUUCAUGGUGCUGACAAGGCUAAGGGAUCGCUGAACUGGGAUGUUAGGAUGAAAAUUGCUCUUGGGGCUGCUCGAGGCUUGGCGUAUCUGCAUGAAGAUUCAAACCCUCAUGUUAUACACCGUGACUUCAAGGCCAGCAAUAUAUUAUUAGAGGAAGACUUCACUCCCAAGGUUACUGAUUUUGGUUUGGCAAGGGAAGCAUCCAAUGCAACUCAACCCAUAUCUACCAGGGUAAUGGGUACUUUUGGGUAUGUUGCUCCAGAAUAUGCAAUGACGGGGCAUCUUCUUGUCAAGAGCGAUGUCUACAGUUAUGGGGUUGUCUUGCUGGAGCUUUUAUCAGGAAGGAAACCCGUAAGCAUCUCUGAGUCCAAGGAUCCUGAGAACCUUGUGACUUGGGCCCGUCCUCUGCUAAGCCAUAAGGAGGGCUUGGAGAAGUUAAUUGAUCCUUCUCUGAAUGGAAAGUUUAACUUUGACAAUGUAGCUAAAGUGGCAUCCAUUGCUUCCAUGUGUGUGCACACCGAUCCAUCACAGAGGCCAUUCAUGGGAGAAGUGGUCCAGGCAUUGAAGCUUAUCUACAAUGAUCCAGAUGAGGCUUGUGACGAUUCCUAUAGCCCAAGGAAUUCAUCUGACCAAGACGGUGACUAUGAAGGGGGCCUUGUCUUUGAGAGUGGCAGCUGGGGAUUCGGGGCCUCUGGGUGUCUAGACUACCGGAACUCCUUACCAUUUGUUACUAUGGACUACAGUUCUGGACGACUAGGACACCGUGACCCUCGGUCGGCAUUGUCAACGGACUCCCAUGUCCAGUCACCAGUGCUGCAGAACAGAUCAGGCCCCUUGCGGAUGAAGAAAAAGCUUGCCUCCUUCUACCGUUCUAGAGGCAGCAUUAGCGAGCAUGGGCACCUGCCGCGGCAUUGAUUGAUCAGUAAGCUAGUGUUAGGGCUGUUAGCUUUGGUUUGACUUUGGGAAUGAGGCUGGGAGGUUUGUCAUCACCUCUCGAUGAUUCUUGCCUCAUGUUAGUGUACAGUUCCGGUGACCCUUGGGGCGUGGUGCCUUGGGUAUAGGUGUUUUCAUUUGCCUUCUGCUUCUUCCCCGGAAGCAAUGAGGAUGGGGUUGGCAGAUGCUCUCUAAUUUUGCAAAUUGCGGUUCAUUCCUCAUGCAUCUGAUUGGUGUAAUCUUGGUUAGGGAAGUUUAUUGCCGAAAUUCUGGGCAUCAUGUUGUUGCGACUAGGUGGUUGUACUUGCUGCAGUUCGAGUUCAUUGUAAACAGUGCCAGUGAUCUUCCUCGCGUUGGCGAGGUGACUGUAAACCGGCUCAGCUGUCAGGUGGUAACUGGGUAAUAAUCUUGGUUCGCUAUUGCUCA